ACCUUCACCUAGCUGUCUAUAUAUGACAUGUUUGCAUUUUUCAAGCUCCUCAACUCUCUCUCUCUCUCUCUCUCUCUCUCUCCAACACAGAGAAGACUUGAGACAUGGCCAUAGCAACAGCUCUAGUAAUUUUGCUGCUUGCAGCCCCAGCAGUUUAUGGAGUGCAGCACACUGUUGGUGACACAGCUGGCUGGGAAUCAAAUGUAGAUUAUGUCACUUGGGCUGCUAGUAAAACCUUCACUGUUGGUGACACUCUUUUGUUCACCUAUGGUGCUUCCCACUCAGUGGAUCAAGUAAAUCAAGCAGGCUACAGUAGUUGCAGUUCAAGCAAUGCCAUCGGAACCCAUAGUGAUGGGAACACAUCAAUCCCCCUCUCACAAGCUGGUCCAGUCUACUUCAUUUGCCCUACUCCAGGUCACUGUGCCAGUGGCAUGAAGGUUACAGUCACUGUUGUGGCAGCUGGCAGCCCUCCUACCACUUCUCCCACAACUCCAUCUCCACCAGCCACAACCCCGUCUCCACCCACCUCCACUCCGUCUCCACCCACCACUCCUGCCAGCAAUAAUGGUUCGUCGCCGCCACCCCCGCCACCUUCCGGAGCAGCAGCUCUUAGCAUGAAUAUGCUUGGGGUUCCACUUGCGCUGGCAACCUUGGUUGCAUUCAUGGGCUAGGGAGGAGGCAGUGCGGUUGAUCUUUUUCUUUCUUCUUUCUAAUAAUUGACCGGACAUAUUGUUAUGUUGUAUUGUGUUGAAUUGGUGUGAUGUUAGAUGAGAGAUGUUAGAUUUUUUAUGUUUAUAUUAUAUCAUAUUCUGGAUGGACGACAAUUGGUUGUUCU
Molecule: messenger RNA, 835 nt
Organism: Prunus dulcis (almond)
Lineage: Eukaryota; Viridiplantae; Streptophyta; Magnoliopsida; Rosales; Rosaceae
Product: uclacyanin-3-like
Exons: 2
Coding region: 105-671 (188 amino acids)
Cellular component (GO): plasma membrane
Molecular function (GO): electron transfer activity
Source: RefSeq, a predicted model, not a curated record